AUGGUAGUCCCUCUGGUGACGCAGCUGGUUCUUGCGUCGAGGCAGUUUGAACCUCAGCCUUCCAUGAAACAGCUCCUCUUCCUCCCUCACGGUCCAUCUCUCCCGCAGUCUUCCCGGGGGGGAGGCUGGUGUGGGGGGGAGACCUUGACCGCGUCCCCAGGGAGGAGGCUGGCGUCUGGGGCGAGACAUCUGGAAGUGGGCCCUGCAGCUCCAGGCCUGAUUACAGCAUCUCCAGAGGAAGUUUAG
Messenger RNA from Knipowitschia caucasica, 246 nucleotides. The record is from the annotation of a GenBank genome assembly. Lineage: Eukaryota; Metazoa; Chordata; Actinopteri; Gobiiformes; Gobiidae.